GUCACAUUCACGUUAACCACAGACCACUUUACCACGUUUGUAUUUAUUUUGAUUUUGAAUUUUAUUUAUUAAAACUUUUAUAAGAAUUAAGAUGGGUAAGCUAGACGUAGCAAUGCUGCGCUAUUUAACACCUGAAGAUUUCCGUGUAUUAACUGCCGUUGAAAUGGGUAUGAAGAACCAUGAGCUUGUCCCGGGGUCGUUAGUAGCCUCUAUAGCUAAUCUGCGGCACGGAGGUGUGCAUAAACUGAUGAAAGAAUUGUGCAAACAUAGACUGCUCACUUACGAAAGAGGGAAACAAUAUGAUGGCUACCGCCUCACGAAUGCAGGCUAUGACUAUCUGGCACUCAAAGCACUGACUAACCGGAAGGUUAUUGCUUCUUUCGGCAAUCAGAUUGGAGUGGGCAAGGAGUCCAACAUAUACACUGUUGCUGAUGAAGAUAAGAAUCCUCUAUGUUUGAAACUGCACAGGUUGGGUCGAACGUGUUUCCGUAAUAUCAAGGACAAGCGCGACUACCAUGCACAUCGCAACCGCGCCUCCUGGCUAUACCUGUCACGUAUAUCCGCCACCAAGGAGUUUGCGUACAUGAAGGCGUUGUAUGAGCGGGAAUUCCCAGUGCCAAAGCCUAUAGACUUCAACAGACAUUGUGUGGUUAUGGAACUGGUGUCUGGUGGACCAUUGACCCACGUGUCAGCCGUGGAAGACGUGGAGGGUCUGUAUGACGAGCUGAUGGGUUUGGUGGUGCGGCUCGGCAACUGCGGCGUCAUCCAUGGCGACUUCAACGAGUUUAACAUCAUGAUGGACGCGGACGGACAUCCCGUCAUCAUCGACUUCCCUCAGAUGGUGUCCACCAAGCAUCCCAAUGCUGAACUGUAUUUUGAUCGUGAUGUAAAAUGCGUGCGCGAGUUUUUCAAAAAGCGGUUUGGUUACGAGAGCACACUGUACCCACGGUUCAGUGACCUCGAGAGGGACGACCGUUUGGAUGAAGAAGUAGCUUGCUCCGGAUACCAACGGACAAAGGGCAUUGAAGAUGAGUUGAUGCAGGAAAUGGGUAUAUGUUUGGAAGUAAGCGACGAUGAAGCAAGCGGCGACGAGGACAGAGAUAUUGAAGACGGUAAAACUAAAUGCUCUGAAGACGAAAUAGCCACGCUCAGACAACAGGUUGCCAAAUCCAUACAUCACGACGAAACCCAACUAACAACACAAAACAUAACCAACGAUAUUACCAAUCUAUCUAUAGACGACAAAAUUGACACUGAGGAAAUACCUACACUAAUACCCGCAGACAGUACACAGAACAAUACAGAAGAUACCCAGAACAACCCAGAAGACACAACAAAUAGCACAGAAGGAAUAGAAGAACUAGACAAAAAUUCCCAGAAGUACAGACUAGCCAUGAUAGAGAAAGCGUUAUCUGACGUAAGAUCGAUGAGGUCUUACACAUCCGCGAGUACGAUCGCGCCAGAAGUAGUGAAGCAGCAGGUCAAGAAGAAUCUAGAAGUAAGAGAAAAGAAGAUGGCGCGGAAGCACGCUAUCGCGAAAGGGGAGGCGAGUGCAGUUACGCGGCAGAGGAGAGAUAACAGAGAGACUAUUAGAGAGAGUCAUGGAUUAUGGGGGUGGGAUGAGUGAUAUUAAUAAAAUAUUAUUAAACAA
Messenger RNA from Maniola jurtina (meadow brown), 1651 nucleotides. RefSeq names its product serine/threonine-protein kinase RIO2 (gene RIOK2). Gene Ontology annotation, molecular function: protein serine/threonine kinase activity; ATP binding. The record is from RefSeq and is a predicted model, not a curated record. Lineage: Eukaryota; Metazoa; Arthropoda; Insecta; Lepidoptera; Nymphalidae. The transcript has 8 exons. Bases 92 to 1627 code for a protein of 511 amino acids. Gene Ontology annotation, cellular component: cytosol; preribosome, small subunit precursor; nucleus. Gene Ontology annotation, biological process: maturation of SSU-rRNA; protein phosphorylation.